UGUAUUUUACAUGCAAAGUGAAACAGUUGGUAAGACCUCGGUGGCCGCGCCGGCAUCAGCGACCCUUUUGACUUGGCUUGUUUGGCCGGCGAACGCCAUGUCCGAAUUACAACACAACAAAGACCUGACCUUUUUAACUAAAUUCAUCAAAAUUAGUACUACCAAUCUGAAUAAUUAAACCCUGCCUCUCACCAAUUAAAAAUUAAUCAAAGCCCAAAAUUAAACAUCCAAAGUUGUGCUCUUUGCUCCAAUUCCAAGAAAAGCCAUCCACGAGGAAGUAAAGAACCCUCCAAGCUCAGGGCACCCUCCUUUUCCUUUUUGUAUGCUUGCUCUUCUUCUAUUUUGUCCUUUCUCAGUGACGGAGGAGUUACGCUCAAAACCUUGCAAAAAACAGCUUUUCAAGAGGCCGUUUUUGGUUUUGAUCCUUUAGUUCUGUCGUUUUCACCGGUGUGAAUUCAACGCCAGAGGAAUCAUUGCAAGGAGAAAGGGAAGCGAGGACAAUCCUGAGAUUUCUGAGAGAAGAAAUGGACGGUGUAGAUAGGGAAAGGAGGAGGAGGAGUUUCAAAGAACGGCUAGGAUUUAAAGUCAUGAGCUGUUGUGGCGCCACCUGGGGUCUGGGGUCAACGACCAUGAGCGUCAGAGACGACGCUGAAGUUGAAAUGGUAGAAGAAGAAGAAGAAGCAGACCAACAACGGGAACAAGUAGAAGCGACGCAUUCGGGUCAUAAUCUGGAUCCAGGUUGCAUCAACCCGUCUCCCGUUUCGUCGGGCAUGAAUCUGGCUGCGGCUUUAGCAGCCGAGCGACACUUUCGGGCAGCGCAAGAACCGGAGGGAGGUAACGCAGCGCCGAUGAGUGAUGGGCCGAGUAGCGGGCUCAGAUCGCCCGGGACGCCGCUCAGGGUGUCGUUGAUGACGCUGUUGGAGGAGGCGGACGGCGUCUGCGGCGGUGGGGAGGAGGAGAAAGGUGGCGCGGAGAUGGGGAGUGAUUCGAUGUGCUGCGUGUGCAUGGGGAGGAAGAAAGGCGCGGCGUUUAUCCCGUGUGGACACACUUUUUGCAGGGUGUGUUCGAGGGAACUGUGGUUGAAUCGAGGGUCUUGUCCCCUCUGCAACCGUUCAAUCCUCGAGAUUCUUGACAUUUUCUAAACAAUCAGGUCGUUCCCCUCCCCCUGAUGAUUGUCAUCAUGAUGAUGAUGGUGAUGGUGAAUGAAUGAAUGAUGGUGAUGGUGAAUGAAUGAAUGAUGGUGGUGAUGGUGCCUCGAGAUGGUCAGACCUUGGAGGGUGAGGGUGAAGGGAAUUUUGUCAUGGGAUUGGACAUUCUAUACUAUUUCCUACUUGAAAGUCUUAUUUUACUUGAAACAUUAUUCUUUUUCCAUGUUCUUUUCUCUCUUCUUUUGCCAAAAAUACAGCAAUUACUGGUUAAUUAGGAUCGACAUUUGGAAUUUUGGAGAUUGUAAAAUAGAGUUUGUUUUCCUAUUUCUGAGAAAGAUCCUGCUCUGUCCAAAA
Theobroma umbraticum is the source of this 1502-nucleotide messenger RNA. RefSeq lists its product as uncharacterized. NCBI's taxonomy places the organism in Eukaryota, Viridiplantae, Streptophyta, Magnoliopsida, Malvales, Malvaceae. The record is from RefSeq and is a predicted model, not a curated record.